UUUGGGGGUUCAUGAGCAGAUGCGUUAAGCGGGGUUUUAGUGUUGUAGAACCCUACCAGUGUGGGAGUGUGUGGAUCGAAAGUUAACCCUAAAAUUUUUCCGACAACGAAAUGGCAUCGACCGCCGGCGCCGCUGCCAGAUCGAUACUCCGAUCAUGUUCGGGUCGUCGCGCUGCGUUCCGUCUCGGCUCGGAAGCUAAAGCUGGUCGCUCUCGGUUCGGCGUUGCUUCCAAUAAACCUCUCUCCCAAUCAACACUGAGGUGUCCCGUUGAAUUGAGCUUUUGUGUGGAAUCCAUGCUGCCGUACCACAUGGCAACUGCUUCCGCUUUGAUGACUUCAAUGCUCUCUGUGUCUCGUCGCAGCUACGGUUGGCUUCCUGAAGGUAUAGUCUCUGCUUCUACUGCAUUGUAAUGAAUCAUUUUGGAAUGAAAGAUUAAGUUUAUUUGCAUUUGUUUACUUAAUGGUAUUGGUAAGUGGAAAUGUUUUUGAAGAUUUCUGUGUGCAGCAUUAUAUGAUCUGUUUAGCAUUCUUAAUGUUCAAAACUAUUUUCUUUUUCUCCUGUCGGUUGGCUUUGACAUGAGAGUUUACCAAGUGUUCUUGUUAGAGGAGAGGGGGGACGUUGAAGAUUUUUUACAGCUCAUGUUGAGAAAAAAUUAUUGGGACUGCGGAGAGUAUUAUGUUAUGUGCUCCCACACUUUGGGUCGACAAGUCUGUGAUCAUUUUAAUUGCCUGACAGUUGGAUUUUACUUUUGAAUUAGGUAGCUAAACAUCUGUAGGAUUCCUUGUGUUCUUUCUUCAAUUUAAUUUACGGGUAAGUUAGUGUUUCUUUUCAGUUUUUGGGUUAAAAAAAGGUAGUUUUGUCAGAUUUUAUGUGUAAUGCUUUGAAAAAACGUAUGGCAUAUAAUUCUUCAUAUUAAUAGAAAAAGGCGGUCCAUCUAUCUACAUGAUGUUUGAUCUUAUCAUUAUGUAAGUAUUAGUCCUGUGUACCUAGGAUUGAUGGAAAAGUUAUUCCCUGAAUCUUCUACUUUCCCCACUGCAACUAAAUCGUUUAGUGAAGCCGUACGUACUCCUUUUGUUUGUAGGCCAAGAGAAGACUAUUUGAAGAUCAAGAAGCAAGGUUGGGAUGACAUGGAUCUCUUUUGAUGUUGGGCUUUAAACAAAAAAAAAUCUUAUUAGGAAGAACUGCUAGAUUUCUGUCCCAAAAAAAAAACAUGUUGCCCUUGGAUUCUUUAAAGUUUGCAUGAUGAAUGUCAUGGAGCUGGAUUUUUAGUUUACUGUGUUCUAGAAAAUAAUAUUUGUCUCCUGUUUGUGAAUCAUAUUGUUCAAAGUUCAUGCACAUUGAGUAGAA
This is a messenger RNA of Vigna angularis (adzuki bean), 1347 nucleotides long. Its product is annotated as protein NUCLEAR FUSION DEFECTIVE 6, mitochondrial. The record is from RefSeq and is a predicted model, not a curated record. Bases 111 to 410 code for a protein of 99 amino acids. NCBI's taxonomy places the organism in Eukaryota, Viridiplantae, Streptophyta, Magnoliopsida, Fabales, Fabaceae. The transcript is spliced from 2 exons. Gene Ontology annotation, cellular component: mitochondrion.